CUCACAGUUGGACUUGGGUCAGCCUUUGGGCUUUGGUCGUGGUGUUUCAUUUUUACGGAGGGAGAAAAAACCGGAAGAUCAUAGAAGGCCAGUUCCCAUUGAAAUCCUACCAGUGCCUGGUUUGCUGUAAUACAAAUCAGCUAAAAUCUGCAUUUCACGGCGUUCUUCCUCCAAAACCCUAGGCCAAAAACCUCACCGCAACGAGAAAAAAUGGCUCGCAGCGCUAACCCUAAGAAGGCCAAGCGAAAGAACAAAAAGAACAAGGGGUCGUACGACGGACCGUCGUCUUCAACUAUGCCUUCCAAGCCUAUGACGGUCUGGCAACCUGGAGUCGACAAGCUCGAGGAAGGAGAAGAGCUCGAGUGUGACCCUUCUGCCUACAACUCUCUUCACGCCUUUCACGUUGGCUGGCCCUGCUUGAGCUUGGAUGUCGUCCAUGAUUCCCUCGGUUUAGUUCGGACUGAUUUCCCCCACACAGUUUAUUUAGUUUCGGGAACUCAGGCAGAGAACCCUGCUUGGAACUCUAUUGGAAUAUUCAAAGUCUCUAAUGUCUCUGGUAAAAGACGCAAACUCGUGCCUAGCGAGAAUGCUGAUGGGGAAUCGGACGCGGAUGACGAUAGUAGUGAUAGUGAUGAAGAUACUGAUGAUGAGGAGGCUGGUGGAUCAAAGGCACCUUCUUUGCAGAUGAGGAGAGUGGCCCAUGGAGGUUGUGUUAAUCGCAUUCGUGCUAUGGCUCAGAGUCCUCAUAUAUGUGCAACUUGGUCAGAUUCUGGUCAUGUACAGAUAUGGGAUUUCAGCAGUCAUCUGAAUGGUUUAGCAGAGUCCAAAACAGAAGCAGCAAUGAAGGAUCCUCCUCCAGUUGUAAAUCAGGCCCCAUUAGUUAAUUUCAAAGGCCACAAUGAAGAAGGGUAUGCCAUAGAUUGGAGUCCUCGUGUUGCUGGAAGGAUGGUGUCAGGGGAUUGUAGGAAUUCUAUUCAUUUGUGGGAGCCCACAUCUGGGUCUUCAUGGAAUGUUGAUCCUGCACCAUUUCUUGGACAUGUUUCAAGUGUUGAAGAUCUACAGUGGAGUCCCACAGAAGAUGACAUCUUUGCCUCUUGCUCUGUUGAUGGGACUAUUGCAAUAUGGGAUACUCGUCGAGGAAAGGUACCAGCAAUUCGCUUCAAGGCGCACAAUGCUGAUGUUAAUGUCAUUUCAUGGAACAGGCUUGCUAGUAUGAUGUUGGCCUCUGGAUGUGAUGACGGGACAUUUUCUAUUCGUGAUCUUAGGUUGCUGUCACAGAAUAUGGACGAUGAUACAUCAGUUGUAUCACACUUUGAUUACCAUAAAUUCCCAAUAACCUCCAUUGAAUGGAGUCACCACGAGGCUUCCACAUUAGCUGUUUCAUCAGCAGAUAAUCAGUUGACGAUAUGGGAUCUGUCACUGGAGAAGGACGAGGAAGAAGAAGCAGAGUUUAAAGCUAAAACAAAAGAGCAAGUAAAUGCCCCGGCAGAUCUUCCUCCACAGCUUCUCUUUGUUCAUCAGGGUCAGAAAGAUUUGAAGGAACUGCAUUGGCAUUCUCAGAUUCCUGGGAUGAUCGUGUCAACUGCUGCAGAUGGUUUCAACAUCUUGAUGCCUUCCAACAUACAGACAACUCUCCCUUCGGAAGGCAGUUAGGAACCCUCGCAACACAAACUGCUUUGAAAUCCGCUUCUCAAAUCCCGUGUACUUCUUCUUCUUCGUCGUCUUCUUCUUCUUCGUUCUGCGUGGGUUGAAAUCGUUUUUCCUUAAAACUUUUUCUUGGUGCGUGCAAGAUGGAGGUCUUCACACUCAGUAUCGUGUUUGCUUGAAUGAGAAAUUAGUUAAUUAUGCCCCCCUUUUUGACUGCUUUGAGGAAUGACGUUAGGGCCUAUUGGGCCUGUGUGAUAAUCUGGGUUUGUGCAAAACUGGUUCGUUUUCGCUUUGCUCGUUUAUUUUCAACGUGAUUCGGAACUGGAUUGAACCAUUGUCCAAAAAGUGUACGUUGCAGCUUCAUGAAGCUGUGAUCUACUGCUACGAUUCAUGGUACGGCACGGUGGUUGUCCUCUGUAAUCUGUAAUAAGUUGCAGUCUCGUCAAAUAGUGAAUUUGCAUACACAGAUGCAUGCACUAAUUAAGGAUGGAAAGAGGAGAUUGGGAUGCGUAUCCAUGGUUGAAGAGAGAAGAAGAUCACAUAUUGAAUAGAAGUGGUUCCUCAAGUAAGCAUCCAUUGACAAGUUACAUGCAGCAACCAACGAUUAUGGCAGACGUGGUAGGAGAAAGAAAACAAAACAGAGAUGGAUACGGGAUGAGAAACAAUGACAUAUAUAAAAUGUCGACACAAGAGUCAAGAAAGCGAUAGAUACAAUUUAUCAUAUGUAACAUAACACAAUAGUUUGGUAAGGCCGCCUAUAUAUAGUGAUUUGACCUUUAAGUAUUUUCAAUUUAUUGUUUUUGUUUAUGAUAGUAAUUACAUUUAAUAUUUUUAUGUCCACCUCUAAAAACAACAAUUCAUCAUUUGUGUUGUUAUAUUUGUAUUUUUAUCUCAUGACUCUACUUGAUGUAUUUCCUAUAAAAGAAGUAUCUUUUUUGUGCCUUGUCGUGCCUAUACUCAAUGGGGUUCCAAAAAUAUUAGACGCGACAUAGCCUUGAAGUAUUCAUGCUCGUGUCGGCCCGACCCAUAAAUUUCGCUCUUGUAUUUCUGUCAUGUCGUACAACUAUGAACAACCAGUCAAAUACACAAAUACAAGUUCAAAUGUGUCUUAAUUAAGUUAUUUGUAACCAAAUCAUCCAUUUAAAUACACAAACUACUAGAUUGAUUAACAUCGCUGGUCAAUUCAACCAAAAGUCAAGGUGGGUUGGCUGUGUAGUAUUUCUUCUUAUUAUUUUGGGUGGGAGGUAAGUUGUGUGAUCUAUUCCAGAGAGCUGAUCGAAGGAAAUUAAAUACAAAUUCUAGAUCCAAACGGUAGGGAUGAUCUGAACCGUUUUAUCCGAUUUGUUUGAUCUGUUUUGGGCGGAUACGACCAGUCCCAUAGGUGGGGCGGGGAGGCCAUGUGUAUUCUCAUCAAUCCGACCUGCCCCGACCCGGCUCAUUCUCGACCCGUUCUUGCCUAAAUUACAUGUAAUUUUAGUCAAAUUACUUAGGAUUUUCCUUUUAUUACUUCAUACUUCAGCUGUUAUAAAAUUGUAAAUUAGUGAAAACCUCAAUUUCUCUGAUAACUUAAUCACAAUUUAUCAUAUGAUGAUUUGUUUCUUGGUCUUAUAAUGAAAAUAACGAAUAUUACUAAUCAUUUCCAUAUAAAUUAUAUACUCAUUGGGUCGAUCUGCCCCGACCAGCGCCUGUAAUGAAUUACCCGACCUAACACGAGACGGGUAUGGAUAUCGAGAUACCCGGCCCGACCGACCAUGCCACAUUGCCAUUCCAAUCUAACAGCCCUAAUAUAGCAAGAUUAGCCAC
Linum trigynum is the source of this 3450-nucleotide messenger RNA. NCBI's taxonomy places the organism in Eukaryota, Viridiplantae, Streptophyta, Magnoliopsida, Malpighiales, Linaceae. The record is from the annotation of a GenBank genome assembly.